Messenger RNA from Perkinsus marinus ATCC 50983, 465 nucleotides. Its product is annotated as heat shock protein DnaJ, putative. The transcript is spliced from 5 exons. The record is from RefSeq and is a predicted model, not a curated record. Gene Ontology annotation, cellular component: nucleus; cytoplasm. Gene Ontology annotation, molecular function: protein-folding chaperone binding; protein folding chaperone. The coding region runs from base 1 to 465 and encodes 154 amino acids. NCBI's taxonomy places the organism in Eukaryota, Perkinsozoa, Perkinsida, Perkinsidae.
AUGCCCAUCGACUGUGAGGAAGCGGCGUUUUACCGAGAGAUAGUAGAUGCGACUAAAGAUAACGCGUCGUCUAUUGAUCUAUACCAAGUACUGCGAAUAGAGCGGGAGACGACACCAAAGGAGAUCAAGAAGGCUUAUAGGAGGCUGGCAGUUCGAUGGCAUCCUGAUAAACACCGGAACGAUUUCGACAAGGCGUUCGCCGAGAGCGUUUUCAAACUCAUCGCGAGGGCAUAUGAGGUUCUCUCUGAUGAGAACAGCAGAGCGGAUUAUGAUGCGGGUGGUUUCAACGGCGGUAUUUUCUGCACUGAUGGUGAGGCGGGAGGAGGAUUCAACUGCCCUAAUCCGAAUGAUAGUGAAGCCUUUGAAACCUUCUUUAAAAACUUCUUCGAUGACACUGAUACGAGCGGUAAGCAGUACGGUGAAUGGAGUUUAAAUGAUGUAAAUAACUACACUCAGCUGAAGUAA